Molecule: messenger RNA, 447 nt
Organism: Cyphellophora attinorum
Lineage: Eukaryota; Fungi; Ascomycota; Eurotiomycetes; Chaetothyriales; Cyphellophoraceae
Exons: 1
Coding region: 1-447 (148 amino acids)
Source: RefSeq, a predicted model, not a curated record
AUGCCGACCUGCACAGUCAUAGCCAACACCACGGCCUCCACGACCAAACCUUCGGAACCCUCCAGCAUCAAAGCCGCCAAAACCUUCACAGGCGACGUUUGGCAAGACAAAGUCCACCAGGAUCCCGCAACAGGCUUCAACGUCAACCACGUCACCUUUCUUCCCGGUGCUCGCACCUACUGGCACACGCACGAGGGCGGCCAGAUCCUGGAAGUGAAGGCGGGCUCUGGAUGGGUAUGUGAUUCGGGAGAGAAGCCAAGGCGGAUCAGGACAGGUGAUAUUGUGGUGUGUCCGGCGGGGACGAGGCACUGGCAUGGGGCGGAUGAUGGUAGUAUGAUGAUGCAUUUGGCGAUCAGUUUGGGGAAGACGAGUUGGGAGGAGGAGGUGCCGGCGGAGGGGUAUGAGGGGAGGGGAGAGAAGACGAUGACGGGAAAGGGGAGUGGCUGA